Rhodotorula toruloides NP11 is the source of this 777-nucleotide messenger RNA. RefSeq lists its product as uncharacterized. The transcript has 2 exons. The record is from RefSeq and is a predicted model, not a curated record. Lineage: Eukaryota; Fungi; Basidiomycota; Microbotryomycetes; Sporidiobolales; Sporidiobolaceae. Bases 1 to 777 code for a protein of 258 amino acids.
AUGCCUCUCUCGCACGGCAAGUCGAGCGAGGGAGACGUGGGACGCGUGCGGGUCGAAGUGGAGCGUGGCGACCGAGAGAACGGAGUCGUCGCUUCCUCCUCGCCUUCGGCCGCAGGUCCGUCGACGCCGCCCGCGUCGUCAGCGCACUCUACUCCUUCGUUCUACCCGUCUACUCGCGCUCCUCUCCCACCCCAGUCCCUCCUUGCGCCGCCUCCCAUCCCCCAGUUUGUCGGCGACUCUUCCGCUUCCCGCGCGUCUCGCUCUGCUGCGGCAAGCUCGACAACGGCAGCCUCGCCGGCGGCCUUCCCCGCUCCACUCUCGCGACGCCAGCGGCUGCAGCAGCAGCAGCAGCGGGCGGGGCAGCAGCAAGAGUAUCUCGGCUGGAUCCGCUGGGAGGAUCCGGGCGACGCGGACUCGCGGGACUCUGCGUGGCGGCACAAUGCGGGUUGGCAGCUCUCCCACAUCUGUCGGGACACGGCGGGUCCGGGACGGCCAAUCACGGAGGGUUUGGUCCGCAAGCUCGUCUACCAGAUCCUCGGGCCCGAGUACUGCCCACUCCUCUCGUCCGUCUUCGUCUCCUUCCCCGGCGGCCCCCUCGCCAACCGUUUCGCCGACCUCGAGAUCGUCUUCCACACGAACAAGAUUCGCCACGUCUUCCUCAACCGCUGGAACGCAGGCGACUUCCCCGCGAGCCAACUCGAGGCGGUCCAGCGGCACAACGACUUCUGGGUGCCGAAGCGCAAGCGGGAGGGAUGGUGGAAGCGGUAUCCGGACUGA